UAUAUAGUACAUAUAAUUCGCUAUACUGAUAACCGUUGAUCACGUUGACAUUCAGGCUUUUAUAUUUUAAAAAUUAAAAUUUAUUUUGAUUGUCAUUUAAAUUAUUAAAAAAAAAACGACUAAAUAAUUACUGUUCAAUUUUCUUCAAAGAAUGUCAAUGAAACAUGGUGAAAAGUGAUCGUCUUAAGAUUAUUUAAUGAUUAAUUAGAGAUAGAAAGAAAGCCGCAGAUUUAUUACUUACAUUGUGAAAAUAAUUCGAAAGUCUACAUCUUGUGAAUCGAAUCACAUGUAAACUCAUCGAUCAAAAGGGAAUGUUUAUUUUGUUUCAUUCUGUCUUUAAGUCUCGAACGGAUAUUGCAAAGGUUAGAUUGAUCGACAAUACGAUUACUUGACGACUUCAUUUUGAAGUAAACACAAUUAAAGUAUAAUGGCGGGUAGUGGAGAACUUUGGGUACAAUGUUUUACUUGUUGUUUAAUGCAACAAGGACCUAGAACACGUAAUGGAAGGCAAAGGUCACAUCAGAGACUAAGGAUAGAUCGUAGCAUGAUAGGAGUACCUACAAAUUUUAGGCAUACUGGACAUAUUAGUAGUGGAGAUCUUGAUAUGAGCAGUGCACAAUUAUCAAAUAUUCAAGCACAAAUGCAAAUGAAAGGAGGCUAUGAUAAUGCAUAUAGUGUUAAGGCAUGUUGAAAAUAAUGCAUUUUGUUGCAAAUUAUUCUCAUAUUAAUAAUUAAAGUAAAUAAUUUUAUAACAGAAA
Molecule: messenger RNA, 758 nt
Organism: Apis dorsata (giant honeybee)
Lineage: Eukaryota; Metazoa; Arthropoda; Insecta; Hymenoptera; Apidae
Gene: Spec2
Product: CDC42 small effector protein homolog
Exons: 4
Coding region: 428-691 (87 amino acids)
Biological process (GO): regulation of Rho protein signal transduction
Cellular component (GO): plasma membrane
Molecular function (GO): small GTPase binding
Source: RefSeq, a predicted model, not a curated record